AUGCGAACCGGAGUCUUCCGAAUUACAGCGGCGUGUCUCAAACAGAAAAUGGUGAAACCGAAAAAAGAGGUAAGCGUUUUCGGCAAAGAAAAUUCGAGAAUAACCGAUUAUCUUGUAAGAAAGUGGCAGUCAAUAAAGGCGUUCCUAUGAAAGACAACGAUAAAAAAGCGGCGGAGUCAGCGAUUUUCGCGGACAGUGAAGGCCGAAUCGGACUGCGGAUUCACGCAAAACCGGGCGCCAAGAAAAGUUGCGUCGUAGGUAAGCGAAUCACUGAUCAGGAAAAGUUAUGUUUACGAGAUGGGUUCAGCAAUCGGAGAAUCGGAAGUGGAUGUUGCAAUUGGAGCGGCGCCAAGGGAAGGAGCUGCCAACGAGGAACUAAUUUCGUAUCUGAUGAGUGCUUUGGGACUCCGAAAGAACGAGAUUCAGUUUGACAAGGUAAAAUGAAAGAGAAAGAACGAGAAGAAGAUGUAAUCGAAAACUGCUGUACUCUGCAGAAUCGGCGGGGCUUGUAAACAAUUGAGAACAGGCCGUCUUUCGGUGUCUGUGCAGAAAUGCACGUGAACUUCCUCCGAUGAUCAUUGAAAUGAUGUUUCAGGGAGCCAAGUCGAGGAGCAAGGUGGUGCUGAUUGAAACGGAAAGAUUGACGAUGGACGAUGUAAAGAAACGGCUGCAGUCUGAAAUCGUCGGAUAA
Messenger RNA from Caenorhabditis sp. 36 PRJEB53466, 691 nucleotides. The record is from the annotation of a GenBank genome assembly. NCBI's taxonomy places the organism in Eukaryota, Metazoa, Nematoda, Chromadorea, Rhabditida, Rhabditidae.